ACAUAGUUUAUGUCAACGCUUGGGUGAAACGAACCUGUUUGGGAUCUAAUAGGACGACAUCGCGACUUUGUUUGAGUACUUUCAUCUCAGGAUGUUGCUGUUUCUCUUGUCAAUAGCGUCCCUUGUCUCAUAUACUUAUCAGGCUAAAGUAGGAUGUGGAAAUAAUCCUGCGGACAUCGUUUUUGUUCUCGAUUCCUCAAGUAGUAUAUGGCCUCCGCAUUACGACCUCAUGCUGGAUUUUGUAAAAAAGUUUGCUAGUGAUUUUGAGGUCGGACCUGAUAAAUUACAGUUAGGAGUCGUCACAUACAGCGACAACGUUGAAAAUCAGUUCAAUCUCAACCAGCAUCAAGACGAUAUGUCCCUUGGUAAGGCUAUCAAGGCAAUCAGGCAGAAAGGAGGCAGAACUAAUACAGCCGCUGGAAUCCGUUAUUUGUACAAGAAAAGCUUUUCAAAAGCCGCGGGAAUGCGUGAUGGUGUCCCCCAUAUUGGUAUCAUCAUCACAGACGGUGUUUCGAAUGAUAAGAAAGACACAGCCCGUGCUGCCGGAGAGGCCAGACAAUCGGGUGACUUGAUGGUUAUGUCUAUCGGAGUUGGCCGUCAGGUGAAUACUAAGGAGUUACAGAGCAUUGCAGGACCUGAGGGCAAUGUGUUUGAAGUGAAGAAUUUUGAAGCACUGAAUAGCAUUAGAUCCCUGAUCUCAAUCAAAGUCUGCAAGACAGCGUGUGGUGAUAAGAGCCCAGCUGAUGUUGUCUUUAUGAUCGACUCUUACAAAUCUGGAGACUCAAACACAAAGAAAGCCUUGAACUUCCUUGGUGAGCUGUCAAAGGAGUUCGAGAUCGCCGAUGACAAAAUCCAAGUCGGCCUGGUGCAUCAGUGUCUCGUCAGCGGGUUCCCCCUUAGCAAGUACCACGACCGGGAGAGUUUAGAGAAUGACGUAAGCAAUGUUCACGUGAAUACAUUCGCCGACCUUAUGAAGCACCUAACACUCCGAAGCUUCACUGUAGAGGAAGGUGGCCGACCCGAUGCCAAAAGAAUCGCAAUCGCUAUCCUCGAUACAAAAUUUCCUGACCAUGGUAAUGCUGUUCGAGUUGCUGGAAAGGCAAAGGCUCAAAACAUCGAAAUAUUUGUGAUCGGUGUCGGCAGUGGAACAGACUAUAAAGAACUGACACUGGUAGCGAGUUCUCCAGCUGACAAACACGUCUUCUCGGUGUCUUCAUACGAUGAUCUUCCGGAACUUACUCAGAAAAUAAAGAUACAUAUUUGUGAAGAUCUCUAAGCCAUCGGAACGAAUUCAAUACGAACAAAAGGGUAAGAACUUUGAACGACAACGGACAAUGGUUUAAACAAAACUGAAACUGUACAGUAUAAAUCACAACCUGGUCUGGAGUUACGAAUAUUUGUAUACUAAUUACCAGAGAUUGACCAGGCAAAGAGACCAGGUUUUUACAAAAGCAAAACGUGGAUCCUGAUGCUAAAUAAAUAAGACAACUGAUGUUCAAAUUCAUCUGUCAAUCAAUCUUUUUUUUAUUAUGUCGCCAUUCAGUUUAUGAAGAAUUACAGCACUCACGAGACACAUAACCAGAUGAUAUUAUAGAUGACAGUCGAAUGGUAUUAUUGAUACAUGGCAAUAUCCAGCGCAAGUACAGUAUCAUAG
Molecule: messenger RNA, 1654 nt
Organism: Owenia fusiformis
Lineage: Eukaryota; Metazoa; Annelida; Polychaeta; Sabellida; Oweniidae
Source: the annotation of a GenBank genome assembly